CUGAGGUCCCUUCCAACCCUCAGAUUCUAGGAUUCUAUGACGGCUACCUCCGAAAAGGGACGAUCCUGGGAAAACGGGGCCAGGUGGGACCCGGGCUGAGGGCUGACGUGGGACUUACAAGGCGGAAGCUAAUAGAGAAGUAAAUAAAGAUGCUGGGAGAGUCCAAUUAUUUGCACUACAGCUUUCGGUUGGGCCAACGUAUUCAGCCCGGCCCGGGCCAGAUCCUCAGCGGGUGUCGUUUGGCGUAACGCCACCGUGCCUGGAGUCAUUCGCAGCCGGGCAAAAGCCAGGGCUAAGUGGCUGCAAAAUGCCAGGCCGCAAAGCCCAGAACAGACCCCAGAGCAGUCCGUGGGCUGGCCACUAGGCCACCCUGUCCUCCCUCCCCCCGUGCUUGGUGCUGUACAAACACAGCCCCUGCUGUCCUUUUGAUACUCUGCCCAGUGCAUUGCAGCCGAGCAUGUGAAAAGCACAAGAGAGAUUCUCACGGGAGCCUAACACCCUCCACCCGUGACCGCCUGGAAUCUCCCAAGCCGAUUAGUGCCCUGGCACUUCUGAAACCAAACCCUGUUUGCCUGGUAGAGUUUCAGGAUGCCAAGAAUGGCACCGUCUCCCCUUACCGAGCAGCCUGCAUAUAACAGCCGAGCCGGCACUGGCUCUUGGCCAUUCACCGCCUGCGCCCGCCAUGGAGCUCGGGGGAGCUGUGACCAUAUUCCUGGCUCUCUGCCUCUCCUGCCUGCUUCUCCUGUCGGUGUGGAAGAAAAUGCACCCGGGAGGGAAGCUGCCCCCGGGGCCGACCCCUCUGCCCUUCCUCGGCAACCUGCUGCAGCUGAAGCCGGACGAGACUUUCAAGUCGUUCAUGGCGCUGCGGGAGAAGUACGGCCCGGUGUUCACGGUGCACCUGGGCCCCCGGCGGGUGGUGGUGCUGUGCGGGCACGAGGCGGUGAAGGAAGCCCUGGUGGACCACGCGGAGGAGUUCAGUGGCAGAGGGGAGCUGGCGUCCAUCGACCGGAAUUUCAAGGGCUUCGGGGUGGCUUUGGCCAACGGGGAGCGGUGGCGGCAGCUGCGCCGAUUCUCCCUCACCGCGCUGAGGAACUUCGGCAUGGGGAAGCGAUCCAUCGAGGAGCGGAUCCAGGAGGAGGCGCAGUACCUGCUGGAGGAGUUCAGGAAAACCAGAGGUUUGCCCUUUGACCCGAUCUUCUUCCUGAGCCGCACGGUCUCCAACGUCAUCAGCGCCGUCGUCUUCGGGAGCCGCUUCGACUACGAGGACGAGACGUUUCUGUCCCUGCUGCGCAUGAUCAAUGAAAGCUUCGUAGAGAUGAGCUCUCCCUGGGCCCAGCUCUACGACAUGUACUCCUGCGUCAUGCAGUACCUGCCCGGGCGCCACCACCGCAUCUACCACCUCAUUGAGGACCUCAAGGCCUUCAUCGCCGAGCGGGUGAAGAUCAACCAGGCCUCGCUCGACCCCAACGCCCCGCGGGAUUUCAUUGACUGCUUCCUCAUCCAGAUGGAAAAGGAAAAGAAAAACCCCAACAGUGAAUUCAACACCAAGAACUUGGUGCUCACCACGCUCAACUUGUUCUUCGCCGGCACGACCACCAUCCUGCAGAGCUUCUCGCUGAAACCCCUCCUGCCCCCAAAGGACAUUGACAUCAGCCCGAAAGUGAGUGGGUUCGGGAACGUGCCCCCCACGUACGAGAUGUGCCUGGUCCCUCGCUGAAGAACGGGAGCGACCAAGCAGGGAAGCCGCAGGGGAGGAUAGUGACCAGUUGCCGAGCCUUUUAGGAGCUAGAUGGAAUAUCGCUGCCCCCUGCGUUAGUUCAUCUUCAGUAAUGGGCAGAUCUCUGCCAGAAGCUCAGAUCAAUUCAGCUUAGCAGCCUUCAAAGGGCAUUUCUUCGUAGCGCAAAAACAGGGCUGGUCUUUAGAGGGUUCCACUGAGACUAGAUUCCUAGAUAUGAAAGCUAGAAAAGCUCCCCCGUGGUUCCUGCAUCCAGCCCAUAUCUUGUGGUGGAGCUAGAGCGCAGCACGAGACACCCAAUUGCAAUGGAAAGUCUCCAAGCCGUGAAGAAUUGACCGGGUGGGGCAGGCUGAUGGGAAGCCGGAUUUGAUGACACCGUGCUCACCAUUUUUGUCCAGCUGGAGUCUCCCAGCUACCACCUUGGGAGCUGAACUGACGUGGCUGUGAUGGCCCUGUGGGUGGGUUAUUCCAUGGGGUUUGAAGGCAGGGUCUGUGGGCCUAAAAGCAAGAUCCUCUAAGGUGUGAGUGCAGAAGGAGACUCAGAUCCACAGGAUAUUCGCUUGAUUUAUGUUAGCCACUCAGGAGCGCAAUUUCUCUAGUGUAGACUGGAACCGGCCAAAGUACGGGGACAUUGCUGGAAAUUUUGGAGCCAUUUCAAUUGCUCAAGGUUGGAAACAGACCCAUUUUUCUCCC
Messenger RNA from Terrapene triunguis (Three-toed box turtle), 2428 nucleotides. Its product is annotated as cytochrome P450 2G1-like. The transcript has 7 exons. NCBI's taxonomy places the organism in Eukaryota, Metazoa, Chordata, Testudines, Emydidae. Gene Ontology annotation, biological process: xenobiotic metabolic process. Gene Ontology annotation, cellular component: cytoplasm; intracellular membrane-bounded organelle. Bases 683 to 1717 code for a protein of 344 amino acids. Gene Ontology annotation, molecular function: oxidoreductase activity, acting on paired donors, with incorporation or reduction of molecular oxygen, reduced flavin or flavoprotein as one donor, and incorporation of one atom of oxygen; heme binding; iron ion binding. The record is from RefSeq and is a predicted model, not a curated record.